GUGCAGACUGGAUUGUUAGUAAAUGGCCAAGAUAAGACAAAUAGUCAUCAGACUGGAUUGUUAGUAAAUGGCCAAGAUAAGACAAAUAGUCAUCAGACUGGAUUGUUAGUAUAUGGCCAAGAUAAGACAAAUAGUCAUCAGACUGGAUUGUUAGUAUAUGGCCAAGAUAAGACAAAUAGUCAUCAGACUGGAUUGUUAGUAUAUGGCCAAGAUAAGACAAAUAGUCAUCAGACUGGAUUGUUAGUAUAUGGCCAAGAUAAGACAAAUAGUCAUCAGACUGGAUUGUUAGUAUAUGGCCAAGAUAAGACAAAUAGUCAUCAGACUGGAUUGUUAGUAUAUGGCCAAGAUAAGACAAAUAGUCAUCAGACUGGAUUGUUAGUAUAUGGCCAAGAUAAGACAAAUAGUCAUCAGACUGGAUUGUUAGUAUAUGGCCAAGAUAAGACAAAUAGUCAUCAGACUGGAUUGUUAGUAUAUGGCCAAGAUAAGACAAAUAGUCAUCAGACUGGAUUGUUAGUAAAUGGCCAAGAUAAGACAAAUAGUCAUCAGACUGGAUUGUUAGUAUAUGGCCAAGAUAAGACAAAUAGUCAUCAGACUGGAUUGUUAGUAUAUGGCCAAGAUAAGACAAAUAGUCAUCAGACUGGAUUGUUAGUAAAUGGCCAAGAUAAGACAAAUAGUCAUAUAAGAGUAUAA
This is a messenger RNA of Lottia gigantea (owl limpet), 690 nucleotides long. RefSeq lists its product as hypothetical. The annotation marks the transcript as partial. NCBI's taxonomy places the organism in Eukaryota, Metazoa, Mollusca, Gastropoda, Lottiidae. The transcript has a single exon. The record is from RefSeq and is a predicted model, not a curated record.